CUUUGGGGUUCCAAAACGGCUUCUCCUUCAAUGAAGGGGUUGAAGACUGUGCGCCAAAAUUAUCAUUCUGAGAUUUCUUCAACCCCCACCACCGAGGCCCACAUCCAUAGUUACUCGAAAUUAGUUUAGGGGAAAUUCUGGGGAUUCGGCACUCCUGGCGGCGAUUACCAUGAAUUGCUUCCCUUGUUUCUCAUCGCACAAAAGCAAGAAAGAAAACGGCAAAAGGGAACAUGACUCUUCCGCUGAAGACUUUAUUCGAUCACGAAUGUUAGGAAUGGAGGCGAAUCAGGAAGAGCAUGCGAAAAUCGAGGCUCAAAAGUUCAGUUUCAGAGAGCUAGCCGCGGCAACCAAGAAUUUCCGGCAAGAAUGUUUGUUGGGUGAAGGUGGUUUCGGAAGAGUCUACAAGGGAACUCUUCAGUCCAGUGGCCAGGUGGUUGCUGUAAAACAACUAGACAGGAAUCAUAUGAAAGGUUGCAAGGAAUUUCUCGUAGAGGUAGCACGAUUGAGUCUCUUACGGCAUGCAAAUCUAGUUAGUCUCGUUGGAUACUGCGCUGAUGGAGAUCAGAGGCUUUUGGUUUAUGAAUUCCUGCCUGGAGGUUCCCUUGAAGAUAAUCUACUUAAAUCCAAGGACGAUAAGCCAGAAAUAGAUUGGUUAACCCGAAUGAAAAUAGCCUAUGGAGUAGCACAAGCUCUGGAGUAUUUGCAUGAAAAGGUUGAUCCUCCUGUUAUAUACUGUGAUCUGAAGUCCUCAAAUGUGUUGUUGGAUGAAAAAUUCAACCCCAAACUGUCUGAUAUUGGACUGGACAAAGUUGGACAAUCGGCAGAAAGUACUUCGAAGCAGCCGAGGGUGAUGGGAAUGUAUGGGUACAGUGCUCCGGAGUAUGCAAGAUCAAGUAUACUCACAGCUGUUGCCGAUGUAUACAGUUUCGGUGUUGUUUUAUUGGAACUUGUCACCGGAAGAAGAGCCGUCGACACUACCAAACCCGCGAACCAGCAGAACUUAGUCGCUUGGGCUCAACCCUUAUUCAAGGAACCGAAAAAGUUCCCAGAAAUGGCAGAUCCCGUGCUAAAGAAGCAAUUCCCCGAAAGGGGCUUGAACCAAGCAGUUGCAAUAGCAGCCAUGUGCCUACAAGAUGAAGCCACUGCCCGUCCUUUGAUGGGCGAUGUAGUGGCAGCAUUGAGCUUUCUUUCGACUGCCUCCGAAGAGAAUAACAUCCCUUCCGCUCUCCCUCCGUCCAUCUCAUCUAAAUUGCACUGUAUCUCAGACAAGCUGAGGCUCGAGUGCGGUGGCGAUGCAACAGAGGACAAGCAAAUGUGAUUGCAUGUUCAUUGGUUAUGCCGAACAUAGUGGUGCUGUGAAUAGGUUUCUUGUUUUGGAAAGCUAUAUACUUGGUCGGAAUACG
Hibiscus syriacus is the source of this 1403-nucleotide messenger RNA. RefSeq names its product receptor-like kinase LIP2. The record is from RefSeq and is a predicted model, not a curated record. Bases 170 to 1318 code for a protein of 382 amino acids. Gene Ontology annotation, molecular function: ATP binding; protein kinase activity. NCBI's taxonomy places the organism in Eukaryota, Viridiplantae, Streptophyta, Magnoliopsida, Malvales, Malvaceae. The transcript has 5 exons. Gene Ontology annotation, biological process: protein phosphorylation.